Naegleria gruberi is the source of this 2111-nucleotide messenger RNA. RefSeq names its product abc transporter. The record is from RefSeq and is a predicted model, not a curated record. Bases 56 to 2065 code for a protein of 669 amino acids. Gene Ontology annotation, cellular component: membrane. Gene Ontology annotation, molecular function: ATP hydrolysis activity; ATP binding; ABC-type transporter activity. The transcript has 4 exons. Lineage: Eukaryota; Heterolobosea; Eutetramitea; Acrasida; Naegleriidae. Gene Ontology annotation, biological process: transmembrane transport.
CUCAUCUAUAUAAUUGCUACUAGUUAUUAGAUAACACCAAGAAUAGAGAGAGAAAAUGGCUAGUGAAGUGAAUAUGUUGAGUGGCACAUCGGUCGAUUUGAAUGAUGAAAAGCCUUCGGAUCACAAAGUACACGUAGAACCAGCACCACCACAGGCACAAUCCCGAAAUCCUUUCAAAAGACUUAAACAACGAAAAGAGAAGGCUAAUUUGAAACAUAAUAGUGAAGAAAUACCAGAUCCUAGGGACCCUAAAAUUGGUUUUAAAGACCAAAUGGUUCUAUUCAAAAUGUUUGGAGCAGCAAAUUGGUUUUUAAUCUUUUUGGGUAGUAUUGGUGCUAUGGGUGCUGGUGUUAUUCCAUUGACUUUCCAAUUUGUUUUGGGAGAUUUAUUGAAUUCUUUGGCUACUGCUUUUGCAGAUCCUAAUGCUUUGAGAGAUAGUGUUAAUACAAUUGCUGCUAAAUUUGCAGGUAUUGCAUUGGGUGCUUUGAUUGCGAAUUUCAUGAUGCAAUUCUUUUUGAACUGGGCUUCCGAACGUAUUGCUGUUGCUUUAAGAGAAGGAUAUUUCAAUGCUCUUACAGCUCAAGAAAUGGCCUUUUUUGAUAUUAAGAAAGUUGGUACUCUUACUGUAGCACUCAGUGAGGAUGUUGCCAAAAUUCAAGAUACUUAUACUUUAAAGUUUGCCACAUUUUUACAACAAAUGACACAAUCCGUAGUUGGUAUUGUUCUUGCCUUUGUCAGUAGUUGGCAAAUGAGUUUAGUCAUGAUUUCAACUUCACCAUUGAUGGUUGUGUUUGUUGGUGGUUUGUCACAAAUGAUUAAGUGGUUGACCAAAAAAACAAACGAUGCCAAUGAACACUCUGCUGCCAUUGCUACAGAAAUUAUUUCUUCAAUGAGAACUGUUAGAAGUAUGGCUGGUGAAAUUAAAGAACAAAAUAGAUUUAAGGAAGAUUUGAAGAAGGUUGGAUUAUUCGGUUUUUGGAAAGCAAUGUUCCAAGGUUUAACAUUUGGUUCAAUUACCUUCAUUCUUUGGGGUACUGUUGCUUUGGCAUUUUGGUAUGGUGGUGGUUUGACUGUUGAUAAAACUAUCACUCUUGGUGAUAUGUUUAAGGUAUUCGGUCUUAUGCUUAUGGGUGUUCUCGGUCUCUCCCAAGCAGGUACCUUCUUCCCAGAUUUGAGUAAGGCAAGAAUGAGUCAAGUUACUCUUUUGAAAGUUAUUAGAAGAAGUCCAGAAAUUCCAUUCAAGGGUGGAAAGACUUUGGAAAAUAUUUCUGGUAAUAUUUCUAUUAGAAAUGUCGAUUUUAUCUAUCCUUCUCGUCCAAAUAUUACUGUUUUGAAGAACUUCUCCCUUGAAAUUACACCAGGUCAAUCCGUAGCUCUUGUUGGUCCUUCAGGUUCUGGUAAAUCAACCAUUGUUGGUCUUGUUGAAAGAUUUUACAAUGCAAACUCUGGUCAAAUCUACAUUGAUGGUGUUGAUAUUACUGAACUCGAUCCAAUGUGGCUUCACAGAAAGAUUGGUAUUGUUACUCAAGAACCAGUGCUUUUUGCUUGUAGUAUUAGAGAUAACAUUGCCUAUGCUGUUGGUGCCGAAAAUGUUACACAAGAACAAAUUGAAGAUGCUGCUAAAGCUGCCAACUGUCACAAUUUCAUUGUUGAUCUCCCAGAAGGUUAUAACACAAUGUUAGGUGAAAAGGGUGUUUCAUUAUCAGGUGGUCAAAAGCAAAGAAUUGCUAUUGCUCGUGCCUUGUUGCAAAAUCCAUCUGUUCUUUUAUUGGAUGAAGCUACAUCUGCAUUGGAUACUGAAUCAGAAGCUCUCGUUCAAGCUGCUUUGGACCAUUUAAUGAAAGGACGUACUUCAAUUUGUAUUGCCCACAGACUUUCAACAGUUAAGAACUCUGACACCAUUUGUGUUUUGGCUAAGGGUGUUUUGGUUGAAAAGGGUAAACAUGAAGAAUUGUUACAAAUUGAAAAUGGUGUUUACAAAAAGUUAGCUGAAAAGCAAAUGAUGUUUGGUAAAUCAGAGAGUAAGAUUGAUUUGGAAGCAGUUAUGGAUAUUAUUGAAGAGUAAACAAUUUUGAUAGAGAACGAUUGUAAAUAAAUAUUACGAGUUAUUU